CGCCCGCCUGAAGGGUAGACCCUACUGGCCUGCGCUCGGCUCCCAGGCAGGGACCGCCAGCCCCGGUUCCCGGCGGAAGAAACAGGCUCGAGAGGACCCAGGGAGGGCCAUGAAGGUACUACUCCUCACUGGGCUGGGAGCCCUAUUCUUCACCUAUUAUUGGGCUGACAACUUUGACCCAGCUAGCCUCCAGGGAGCCCGUGUGCUGCUGACAGGGGCCAGUGCUGGCGUUGGGGAGGAACUGGCCUAUCACUAUGCCCGCUUGGGCUCCCACCUGGUGCUCACUGCCCACACUGAGGUUUUCCUGCAGAAGGUGGUAGGGAACUGCCGGAAGCUGGGCGCUCCCAAGGUCUUCUUCAUCGCUGCGGACAUGGCCUCACGCGAGGUGCCUGAGCUCGUGGUGCAGUUUGCGCUGGACAAGCUGGGUGAGGGGCGGGGCCUUGGUUUAGACCUUCGGGGCAGGACCCGAAUUGGCGUGGGGGGUGUGGUACGUGUGCCCGCGUCCUUCUCCAGUCCCUACUCCGCGGCCAAGUUCGCGCUGGACAGUUUCUUUGGCGCCCUGCAGCGGGAGCUGCAUGUGCAGGAUGUGAACGUGGCCAUCACCAGGUGCGUCCUGGGCCUCCAGGAUCGCGCCUCGGCUAAGGAGGGAGUCAGGGGUGUCACCAGGGCCCAGGCGGCCCCGGGGCCCAAGGCAGCCCUGGCUGUGAUCCGGGGCGGCGCCACGCGGGUCUCCCACGUCUUCUACCCGUGGCGCUUCCACGUCCUCUGCCUUCUCCGGGCCUGGCUGCCUCACCCAAGGGCCUGGUUCGUCCGCCAGGAGCUCAAUGUCACUGCCGCUGCUGCUGCCUGAGCUCCUCCAUCUUCUCAGAGAGGACCCUUCCCCCAGCCGCCUGAAGGUGGGGCUCAAACAGACGCCUUCGAGAGGGCGGCCAUGACCCAAGACAGCAUCAUCAAUACAGGAAGGGAAAACAGAAAAACCAUUAGCACCUGGAAGCAAUGAAAUCUCUGGGUGUGAGAGCAGCGUCUGUGAGCCAGCACCUUGUCAGGGGCCUGGAAGGCAUUACCUCAUUCUUCUCCGUGGUCAUUGUUGAUGUGAUUGCUGCUUCCAUUGCGCUGAUGGGGAAACGAAGGCUAGAGAGGGCCGGCUGGGGUAAAUGCGCAUGCUCACGAGACCGCAGGAAAACCUCCAGCCGCCAGGGGGCGCUCGCAGCAUCCCUGCCUCUCUGGCCCGCGCAACCCGUGAGGAAUAGAUAUCCCAGAGUUCCGCGCUCCGCCAGCCCUUCCGCCGCGGCAGCCAUUGAGGAGCAGCAGCCAUGGCUCUGCGCUAUCCCAUGGCCGUGGGCCUCAACAAGGGCCACAAGGUGACCAAGAACGUGAGCAAGCCGAGGCACAGCCGCCGCCGUGGGGUGAGUUCCGAGGCGCGCGAUCGGGUUGCUGCUGGUCGGGAGGUGGGAAUGGCUUCCCGGGCGGAGGGCACGGCCAGGGCACAGGCUCCAGGCUGCCGAGAGGAGCGGGGAGCCUGCGGUGGGCCGAGCGGCAGAAGUGGGUGCCGGGCCGGCCAGUGCAGUGAGUGAAGUCCCUAAUAUGUCUGCCCGGCGACGCCCGGCCGGGCUUUUACACCACGACCCUCCGGCCCGCGGGGUGGAAGCGGGGGCAGGUGGGGCGGAUUUGACAGAAGCGGUUUGCCCACUAGAAUAGGCGUCGGGUGGGGUUGGCCAGCUGAUGCUUUUGAGUGUCGGGUUGGGGCGUUUCGGGCAGGUCAGGGCUUAUGGGCCUCUGACCAGCUAAGAAACGUCCACACCUGUAGGGAAUUUUCAUGAGUUUAUUUGAGCCAAACUGACAAUUGCCUGGAGGCAAGAUCUAAAAUUUCCCCAGAGGUUAACAGUUCUGCCACUUCUUUAAUGCAUUUGAAGUUAAGGAGGGAAUUUAAGGAAGAAAGCAGGAUAGUUAAGACUAUGUGCUCUUGAGGGGGGUCACACCCCUCGAGGGGUACUGA
This is a messenger RNA of Myotis lucifugus (little brown bat), 1996 nucleotides long. It is a transcript of the gene HSD11B1L, whose product is annotated as hydroxysteroid 11-beta dehydrogenase 1 like. The record is from RefSeq and is a predicted model, not a curated record. Gene Ontology annotation, molecular function: oxidoreductase activity. Gene Ontology annotation, cellular component: intracellular membrane-bounded organelle. The transcript has 8 exons. Lineage: Eukaryota; Metazoa; Chordata; Mammalia; Chiroptera; Vespertilionidae. Bases 110 to 850 code for a protein of 246 amino acids.